AUGAAUCUAAGGGUUUUUCAAGAACGCAAUUCUCGCUCAAGGUCUCCGAAACGUUACAGCUUAAACCGGAAAAUUAAAGAGAGGUGGGUUAUACACUGCGUUUUAAAAAUGUUAGAGUUUCUGUGCGUUUGUACCUUGUAUUAUAUAGAAUGUAACUGAUAUAUACUCAGAUAGCAGAUUAAAUUUGUUAUCCUUUGAUUUUUCAACACAAUGGCAGGUGAUCGCCGUUUUACGUUUAAAACCUGAGAACGACGCAUGUAUAGUGGCAGUAAUGACAGUCAAUUAGUUCAGUGCAUGUGCCUUACGAAAUUAGUACGGCUGAAACGGCUGUCCGUUUUAUACAGCUCACCUCUCCAGGGUUCUAUCUAGGAUUUAUCGUUUGGGGGAGAAGUCCCGAGUGCCCGAAGGCCACGAGCUUCCUAGGGGGGUCCGGGGGCAUGCUUCCCCGGAAAUUGUUUAAAAUGAAUAUGCGCUGAGAUGCAAUCUGGUGCAUUUUGAGACCCAAUUUUGAGAAAUGUGCACUGACCUCAUCGCGUCCGGAUGAUUUUUCCGAUACAGUUACUUAUAUACUGUAAUGAUAACAAUAUUUUUUGGGGGGGAAGCUUCUACCCCUCAAAUGCCCUAGAUAGAACCUUGCUCUCCUUGAGAGCAUCUUGCUGUCUAUUUUUUGACAAAAGGACUAAUGAACAAGAGUUUUUUCGCGCCUUAAAAGACUGCACGCUAGGAAAUUAACAAAAACAAUUAUGGCAGGUUUUCUUGGUCCCAAGGAUACCAAAACAAGGACACCCGGUCUCAAAUAUGGGCACAUAAGUCUGUCCUUUGGAGUGUGUAUCAAGGAGACAUGGCUGCGUAAUAAGGACACCUGACCUCCGAACACCUCUGUAUGCGGACACUUGGCUCUUUCCCUGAGGUGGAUACCUCUGUAUCCGGACAGUCACUUCACUAUGUCCCUUUUGGCGCCUGUAUCAAGGAUACUUGAUUCUAAUCAUAAGGGCAACUCUGCAUACGGACACUUGGCUCUGUCCCUUUGGUAUUUUUCUUAAGAGGUUGACUGUAAUAUGGACUCCUCUGUAUGCAGGCAGUCCCUUUGCCUAUCCCUAUGCCUCUGUCCCUUUGUUGUCUGCAUUAAGGAGACUCGACGGUAGUAUGAACACGUCUGUAAUGUGGUUAUCUGACUCUGUCCCUCAGUGGGUGUCCGUAUUAAGGAGACUUCGUUGAAAUAAGGAAAUCUCUUUAAUGUGGCACUUAUAGCUCUGUCCUUUAGCAAGUCCGUGUCUUAAGAGGGUUUUGAUGUCUUCAUCAAGGAUACUUGACUGUAAUAUGGACUUCUUUGCCUGUAUGAAGGAGGUUUGAUUGUAGUAUGGAAACCCGAGUAUCUGACUCUAUCUCUUGGGUGUCCAUAUUAAGGCGACUAGACUGUAAUAAGGCUACUUCUGUAUGCGCACACUUGGCUCUGUUACUUAGGUGUCUGUCUUGAGAGAGUUUGACUGUAUUAUGGACACCUCUGUAUGCAGACACUUAGCUCUGUUCUUUUGGUGUCCGUUUUAAUAUGGGGUUUGAAGGUACCUACCUUCCUUUCUAAACACAUUAAUUUAUUUUAUUAGGAAACACGUAGACAGUUGUGAAUUUGGGACCCAGCUAUUGGCGCCUGUCUCUUCACAAACCCGAGUUACAGAAAGCCGUGGACGUGCAAAUGAAUUCCCAGGUUAUCAAGCAAAAAGAAACAAUGAAGUGCGAAAUACAGCUCUUUCCUCUUUACAGGGUAUGCUACGUUAUGCUCUGUCUUAGGCUCCAUUCACAUGGGCGUAGCUAGAGGGGUCUUGUGGUGCCCGUGAUCCCCCUUUGUGAGAUAAUAAUUCAUUGUUUUAUGUCCCUAUCAUUCAAGUGGAGAAAACGCGCGAAUCCGAAGAAUCAAUAUGCAAUAAAUCUUUCCAGCUAUUUUGUACACUUUUUCCUCCCCCCACGCUCACUGCUCAUCCGAAAAAAUGUCAAUCUUAGCAAAACAUGGCGUGGAAGUCGACAUGCCAAUCUUGUAAGUGUGUGCGCAGUGUGACAGCCCACCUCCCUCCCCCCCUGCCUUAAUAAAACCUAGUUACACCAUUGGUUGACACUAUACAUGAUAGCUCUUGCGCCGGCACGAAAACCAUACGGGACAUGGCUUUUGUUUACACUUAAAAACGGUGAUUUAGGAGCGAUUUACGUAGCGAAGCGAAGCUGAGCCGUGCCGAUCUCUAAAGUAGAGCGUCAGAUUGGUCAAAUUGGUCUUCACACUAUAGUAUAGUGUAUGGUAUGAACAUAGCCUUUGUUAUGUAUUCAGGUCACCACCGCUUCUCUCCUUGAUUCUAGUUUCUAGUUUUUUUUUUUUUACCUCCAUGAGAUAUUUUCUAACAUCUUAUUUCAUGCUUUUUUCAUGUAAAUCAGACGGACAAGGGCAGAAACAGAGCUGGAGCACUUCUACUCCAAUACAACACUUCACGAUGCCUGCGCGCAGUCCAGGAGACUUCAGCAGAAUCGCCAAUCAGUUCGAGAACAAUAUGAGAAGGAAAGUGGAAAACCAACGCUACGUUCAAGUUCCUUACACUCAUUAUCCACUAAAUUAUGGACCCCAUUUCGGAAAUUUUCAAGGAAUACAGUCUAUACAAUCUCAAAAUCCCCUACAGAACGGUGUUGGCCUUCAAGGUAACCCUAGGCCUUUCAUGCAGUCUUACAUAACACCAAUGCAACCUGGUACAGCUGUGCAUUUCAGUCACCAAAUGACUACUCAAAGUAGUGAGGCUUAUAACGCUUUUACAGCAUACAAUAAUCCAUUUGGGAUGUUCUGGCGACCUAAUUAG
This is a messenger RNA of Porites evermanni, 2834 nucleotides long. Lineage: Eukaryota; Metazoa; Cnidaria; Anthozoa; Scleractinia; Poritidae. The record is from the annotation of a GenBank genome assembly.